AUGAUAACAAUACUGAGUGGAUUUUGCUUUUUAUACAACGCUUAUUUAAUAUUUUAAUGGGAUUAUAAAAUCACCAUAAUCUACUGCUGUGUAUCCUCUUUCACUUUAAUGGUUCAUAGAUUACUUAAAAGUAGAAGGUAUAAAAAUUAUUAUUUUUAAGUCUUUCCCAAUACUGUUGUUUUAAUAUUUUUGAAAGUUUACUACUUAUAUCAUAUUUACUUUCUAUAGUCUAUUAUAUAGAAAUAGAGAAAGUUAAUAUAAAUUUCAUUUCUUAUGCUUAAUUAGUCUUACAAUUCAUAAUUUUAGCAGUCACAGUUCUUGUUAAUAGAAGUACAUCUGAUACUGAUAGUUAAGAUUAAUCAUUUUAAAUUUAAGAGAUUGUAAAUUUGAUCUAAAUCAUUCAUAGCUAAUCUCAGCAUUUAAAAGUAUUAGCGCACUUCAACUUGUCUUCAUAAGUCUUAGAAUAACAAAACAAAUUAAUUGGGGAUGGAUAUAAACAUUAAUAAUAAUAUGGUUUUUAUUAGGGUUGUCAUUUGUGAUUUCUAUAUUUUUACUUAUUGAUAUUUUAUAGAAAUAUAGAAAUUAAUAAGAUGGAAUUGAAGAAGAGAAAAAAAAAAUUAUAAGUAAAAAUGAAUUAGAUUAUUUAGUUUAAGGAGAAAUUUGGUUAAAUUUGAUUUCAUUUGGUAUAACUAUAUUACCAUUUGUAACAUUUUUUGGAUUUGCUUUAAAUUAUGACUUUAAGAUUAAAUAAAUAAAUUAAUAUGCUUUUGGAUUGACCAUCUUUUAUUAUCUAAUAUAAUUAGCUUAUUAUUUUAAGUUUAAAUAAAAACUAAUGUAAUAUUUCAAUAAUAAUAGAGUGAUUAUCUUUUAUAUUAUGAUAUAGCUUAAGGUAAUUUGUAUGUUGAUUAAUAAUUAUAACAAAUUAAUUUAAAUCAACAAUAAAUUGAAAACAGAAUAGAAUUUAAAAUGAAAAGAAUGCAUAAGAUAAGUAUAUCAAAAGUACCUUAAUUUAUGGUUAAAUUAUCAUAAACAUAUUAUAAAUGUGCAUAGAAUAGGGAUUCAUAAUGCAUAUAAUCUAAAAUGCAAUUAAACUAAUUAAAAUAAAAGAAUUAAUAAUUAGAAAAUGAUAAUGAAGAUGAUUAAUCAAAAAGAUUUGAUUUAUUAUUAUCUAGUCCUAGAUAAAGAUUAGAAAUCAGUUCUAGUAUAGGAUAAGAUUUGACUAAUAGAAAUUUUGAUAAAAAGUAAUUAGAAGAUUAAUCUUCUAUUAAAUAAGAGUAGUAAAAUCAAAAUACUUAGAAAUUGUGUUUAGUUUGUUAUGAAAAGGAAAGCAAUAUGAUUAAUAUGCCAUGUGGUCAUGGAGGAUUUUGUAAAGAAUGUUGUGAGUAAUUAUUAAGCAAAAGUGAAGUUUGUUAUUUAUGUAGAAAACCUGUUACUCAUAGUUUAUAAAUAUAAGAAGUUUAGAAUAGAGAAAGUUUAGUAGAAGUAAUAGAAGUUUUAGAAUAAUAAAAUUAAUGA
Messenger RNA from Paramecium primaurelia, 1515 nucleotides. The record is from the annotation of a GenBank genome assembly. Lineage: Eukaryota; Ciliophora; Oligohymenophorea; Peniculida; Parameciidae.